Phyllostomus discolor (pale spear-nosed bat) is the source of this 782-nucleotide messenger RNA. It is a transcript of the gene CSRP3, whose product is annotated as cysteine and glycine rich protein 3. Gene Ontology annotation, molecular function: structural constituent of muscle; actinin binding. NCBI's taxonomy places the organism in Eukaryota, Metazoa, Chordata, Mammalia, Chiroptera, Phyllostomidae. The record is from RefSeq and is a predicted model, not a curated record. Gene Ontology annotation, biological process: muscle tissue development; sarcomere organization; cardiac muscle contraction. The transcript is spliced from 6 exons. Bases 132 to 716 code for a protein of 194 amino acids. Gene Ontology annotation, cellular component: nucleus; cytoplasm; Z disc.
CCCACCCUUCCCUCUGCAGGCCAGGGCUGGCGACGGCCUCCAUAUAUUUAGAGAGGACGAUAGCCCCCCCGACUCAGUUGAGCUGACAGAGACCUCACAGGCAGACUUGACCUUGUCAGAAAGUCUUCAAGAUGCCAAACUGGGGUGGAGGAGCAAAGUGCGGAGCCUGCGACAAGACAGUCUACCAUGCAGAAGAGAUCCAGUGCAACGGAAGGAGUUUCCACAAGACCUGCUUCCACUGCAUGGCCUGCAGAAAGGCUCUGGACAGCACCACGGUUGCAGCUCACGAGUCAGAGAUCUACUGUAAGGUCUGCUAUGGGCGCAGGUACGGCCCCAAGGGCAUCGGGUUCGGACAAGGUGCUGGCUGCCUCAGCACGGACACGGGCGAACACCUGGGCCUCCAGUUCCAAGAAUCCCCAAAGACAGCACGUUCAGCCACCACCAGCAACCCUUCCAAGUUCACUGCCAAGUUCGGAGAGUCAGAGAAGUGCCCUCGAUGUGGAAAGUCAGUCUAUGCUGCAGAGAAGGUGAUGGGAGGUGGCAAGCCUUGGCACAAGACCUGUUUCCGCUGCGCCAUCUGUGGGAAGAGUCUGGAGUCCACGAACGUCACUGACAAAGAUGGGGAACUCUACUGCAAAGUUUGCUACGCCAAGAACUUUGGCCCCACGGGCAUUGGCUUUGGAGGCCUCACGCAGCAGCCGGAGAAGAAAGAGUGAACGGUGCGCCCAUUCUCAGACCUUCCGCCAGCCUGAGAUGUUUUCCACGUGACCCUGCCCCCAUGG